AUGGUAUUCAACAUGGGCUACGCUGAUUGCAAGCUGGACAGAUUGGGGUUCGAGGAUCCCCCGGUCCCAUGGGAUACCCUGGGCCAAAAGGCUUUCCGGGACCACGAGGGCCACGAGGAUAUACAGGGGAAAGAGGAGACCGAGGCAAGCCGGGUAUUGAGGGGAUCAAGGGUCCAAAAGGAGUGGAUGGAGACAAGGGACCGCAUGGACCAACUGGCGAGCAGGGAGAACGAGGACCUCCUGGCCUCCCUGGCCGGAUGGGAAGAGAAGGCGAACGUGGUCCAGAAGGAGAUCUAG
This is a messenger RNA of Guillardia theta CCMP2712, 297 nucleotides long. RefSeq lists its product as hypothetical. Lineage: Eukaryota; Cryptophyceae; Pyrenomonadales; Geminigeraceae. The coding region runs from base 1 to 297 and encodes 98 amino acids. The transcript has 4 exons. The record is from RefSeq and is a predicted model, not a curated record.